AUGAAAAUGCACCUAGCGCUGAUCUUCACAUAAACCAAACAGGAUCAUUGAAUAUGACUUAUAUUUCUUUUAAUAUAAACCAAACAAACCUAACAAACCCAAGUUCCACUUUAUUUCAGUUAUUUGAUCCAGAAACGGAUGCAAUAAAAAAUAAUAAUGAUUUAUUAAACUCGUUGUCUAAAGAAUCGCAAGGUUUAUUAGAUGAUUCUGAAUAUGCAAAUACCUUUGUACUUGGGUCAGGGAGCGUAUAUACUUUAAAAUACACAAAACAAAUCCGUGAAGUGCUUGUUAAUGUACCUAGCAGUAUAUUCUCUUUGAGUCCUACUUAUGAACGAAUACCAUAUAUUACUUCAAAUCUUGCAACUGUCUAUAUGCCAAAUUUAGGAAAUCAAUCCAUUCUUUCAGUAGGUUGCGGGUCAACUACAAUUGAAACUGAAGAAGAAAGAUUAAUUUUAACUUUAUUUGAUGUUUUCGGUUUUGUUGGUGGUUUAUUUACAUUGGCCACCUCAAUAAAUAUAUUUCUAUUUGGUGAAAAUACUAAAAAUCCAUGGGGAAUAGUACAAUCGAUUUCUUGCUGUGGUAUUAAGAAAAGAGUUCAGAACAUUCUCUACGAGCAUUUGAAAGAUCAGAUUCCAUUUGCUGAUGAUGGUGCACAUUUAGACUAUCCUCCUGAAAAACUUGAAGAUAGAAUAAGUGCAAUCGAACAACGGCAUAAAGCUUUAGAAUUUCUUCUUCGAGAUUAUGUGGUUAAUGUUAAUAUUCUUCGUGAUAACGAAAUUGACAAUAGAUUUUAUAAAUUCAAAAAUCAAAACUGA
Dentiscutata erythropus is the source of this 815-nucleotide messenger RNA. NCBI's taxonomy places the organism in Eukaryota, Fungi, Glomeromycota, Glomeromycetes, Diversisporales, Gigasporaceae. The record is from the annotation of a GenBank genome assembly.